AUGCCGCUGACUUCGGCACGGCUGGCGGGCGUGGUCGUGUCCCCACGGGGCUCGCCGAGGUCUCCAGACCCGGGGCGCCUCGUGGAGUUCCCGGAGGCGCUCCGGGGCGGGCCCGGCUGUGGCGCGGGGCAGGCGGCCGCGGGCAGCGGCGAGAGCGCACUCGGGGCGCCGCGGCGGCUGCCGGGCCGUGGGCGAAGCGGCGCUCGCCGCGCCCGGCGGCGGGGGCCCGGCGCGUCGGCCGGCGCCGCGGGGGGGGGGCGGCCCGCCCGGGGCGCGGCAGCGCGCGGCCCCGCGCUGUCGUCGCGAGCCAUGCCGGGCACUUGCGGAGGCGAGCCCCUCAUGUCCGGCCUUGGCGGCAAGAGGAAGAAGAAGAGCAACCUGAUGGAGGCGCUAAUCUUCGUCAUGCCGUCCUUGGAGUGGGUGCCAGAGUACCAAAGGGCCUUCUUGCAGCCAGACGUCGCCGGCGGCAUCACCCUCGGCUGCAUCCUGGUGGCCCAGUCCCUCGCGCACGCCGCGCUCAGCAACGUACAGCUCAUCAACGGGGCAGAGCACCCCGCGGCGAGCAUGACGGGGCGCCCGCGCGCGCCCGCGGCGCCUCGCUCGGGCCGCAGGGCCGCUCGCGGGGGCGGCGCCCUCACCCUGCUCGCCUGCUCGGCGCUCGCGGGCGUGCUCGCGCUGCUCGGGGCCCGGGCGGCGGACGAGCGCGCGCGGCCUUUCGUGGGGGGCCGCGGCUCCGCAGGCCGGGUCCACGACCUGCGCCCCGACGCCCCCGGGAGCCGCGGCGGCGCGGGGGGCGCCGGAGAGCGCCUCGUGGCGAGGGCGGCCUUCUCCUGGGACGCGGACGCCAAGCCGAGCAUGCCCCGGUCGACCCAGGAGAUGGUGCAGCAGGCCGCCGACGCGGUGAUGCGCGCCUACCGGGAGGGCAACACCCGGCAGGCGAUCCGCCUCCGCCUGGACGAGGUUUUCGACAUGGAGCAGAUCUACCUGAAGGGGCAGCCCGCGCUCUUGAACGCCUCGCUGCCGAUGAUGCGCAGCUUCGCGGCGCGGCUAUGGGGCGGGGAGUCCAUGAAGAAGGUGAGAGUCUCCAUUGUGGACGAGGAGGUCGGAACUUUGAUCUACCGCGAGGCUGAACAAGAGCAGAUGGACGUAGCAGUGCUGUAUUUACCCGGGCGCAAACUCGUUGCAGAGCCCAAGAUGCAGAAGUUUUUGGGUGAUAUGAAGGACAGGCUAGUCAUCAUGAGCAACCCUCAGAACGCUCCAGAUCCAUGGUACAUCGAAAGCAAGGGGGAAGAUUUCAAUGCAGAGGGGGCUGGUAAAUUCGGUGCCUCUCUAUGCGAGACCUUCCAACAGCAGUCGUACUACUAUUCCAAGGGCGCGUUCAACAACUGGCAGCUGACGGUUUUCCGAGCGUACCCCUUCGAAUGGGAGUACUACAUCGAGGAUCUAAAUUAUACAACUACGUUGAUUGCGACAUCCGAGACCAAGCUCGACUAUUAUCAGACCAUUCGCGCGAUGGAGAAGUACGAGGCGGAAAACGGUGUGAGGCCGACACAGAAGGUCGGGAAGAUGAUCAAGGAUUCCGUGGCCGCCGAGCAGGCGAGCGAGGAGCGGGAGCCCGGCUGGAGGAAUUUCAAGCAGGAUUUCUGA
This is a messenger RNA of Prorocentrum cordatum, 1647 nucleotides long. The record is from the annotation of a GenBank genome assembly. Lineage: Eukaryota; Dinophyceae; Prorocentrales; Prorocentraceae.